This is a messenger RNA of Python bivittatus (Burmese python), 4955 nucleotides long. NCBI's taxonomy places the organism in Eukaryota, Metazoa, Chordata, Lepidosauria, Squamata, Pythonidae. The record is from RefSeq and is a predicted model, not a curated record.
GUAUGAUUUUAUUGAAAUACGGGACGGGGAUAGUGAAAAUGCUGAUCUUCUGGGAAAGCACUGUGGAAACAUCGCUCCACCUACUAUCACUUCAUCCGGCCCUUCUCUGUAUAUCAAAUUCACCUCAGACUAUGCGCGUCAAGGUGCUGGCUUCUCCCUGCGUUAUGAAAUCUACAAGACGGGCUCCGAAGAUUGUUCUAGAAACUUCACCAAUUCAAACGGCACCAUUGAAUCCCCAGGCUUUCCGGAUAAGUAUCCACACAAUUUGGACUGCGCUUUCACAAUCAUGGCCAAGCCGAAAAUGGAGAUCGUCCUUCAGUUUUUAACGUUUGACCUAGAGCAUGACCCUCUGCAAGUUGGGGAGGGAGAUUGUAAAUAUGAUUGGCUGGACAUCUGGGAUGGUAUUCCUCAAGUUGGGCCCUUGAUCGGCAGGUACUGUGGCACUAAAACCCUUUCAGAGAUCCGCUCAACUACCGGCAUCUUAUCUCUCACAUUCCACACCGAUUUGGCUGUGGCUAAAGAUGGCUUCUCAGCUCGUUAUUAUUUGGUCCAGCAGGAGGCGCCAGAGAACUUCCAGUGCAACAGUCCACUGGGAAUGGAAUCUGGCCGGAUCUCCAAUGAGCAGAUCACUGCUUCCUCUACAUACUCUGAUGGCAGGUGGACUCCACAACAGAGCCGACUCAAUAGUGAUGAUAAUGGAUGGACUCCUAAUGUGGAUAACAACAAAGAAUUCCUGCAGGUGGAUCUUCGCUUUCUAACAGUGCUGACGGCCAUUGCUACUCAGGGUGCCAUCUCUAGAGAAACACAGAAUGGAUACUAUGUUCGGUCAUACAAACUGGAGGUCAGCACAAAUGGAGAAGAUUGGAUGAUGUACCGGCAUGGCAAAAAUCACAAAGUAUUUCAGGCAAACACCGAUGCUUCUGAAGUGGUACUGAACAAAAUCCAUGCUCCAGUGUUGACUCGGUUUGUGCGCAUCCGCCCCCAGGUUUGGCACAGCGGAAUCGCCCUUCGACUAGAGCUGUAUGGCUGCCGAAUUACAGAUUCACCCUGUUCCAGUAUGUUGGGGAUGCUUUCAGGACUUAUCCCAGACUCUCAGAUCUCAGCUUCUUCUACCAGAGAAUAUCACUGGGUUCCUAGUGUAGCCCGCCUAGUCAGCAGCCGCUCAGGAUGGUUCCCACGCAUUCCUCAAGCCCAGCCUAGUGAGGAGUGGCUGCAGGUAGAUCUGGGUGUCCCUAAGAAUGUGAAAGGCGUGAUUAUCCAAGGAGCCCGAGGUGGGGACAGCAUCAAUGUGGCGGAGGCCCGAGCUUUUGUGAAGAAGUUUAAAGUGGCCUACAGCAUGGAUGGGAAAGACUGGCAUUCAAUACAAGACCCCCGGACCAUGCAGCCGAAGAUAUUUGAAGGGAAUAUGCACUACGACACCCCUGAAGUUAGAAGGUUUGAUCCUGUUCCUGCACAGUUCAUCAGGGUUUACCCAGAAAGGUGGUCUCCAGCAGGAAUCGGGAUGCGAUUAGAAGUCCUCGGGUGUGAUUGGACUGAUGUCAAGUCCACUGCGGAGACGUUGAAGCCCACAUUGAAGAGUGAGGAGAUGACCACUCAGUUUUCCACUGAUGAAGAGGCAACAGAUUGUGGUGAUGGUUGUGUGGAGAAUGGAGAUUUCCAGGUCCCAAUAGGAUUCAACUGCAGCUUUGAUCUUCCUGAAGAUUUUUGUGGUUGGACACAUGAUAUGUCUACAGGAUUUACAUGGACUUUUCAUUCUAGAAAUACCUGGACUAGCCAUUUAGGGCCAGGCAUUGGAGUCUACCCAGAUGGCAAGAGUUAUUUGAGGUUGCAGAGCAGUGCAAGAAGAGGAGGACAGCAUGCCCGGCUGAUAAGUCCCACUGUCUUCUCGCCCAGGAGUGCUGUGUGCCUGAUGUUUUGGUACCAGCUCUCUGGAGGGAGUGGGACUAUGCUGCAGGUGCGGCGGGAGGCAGCGCAUGAGAACAAACCACUGUGGAUCAUCAGGGAAGACCAAGGGGAUGAGUGGAGAGAAGGCCGGAUCCUUCUGCCUAGUUAUGACACAGAAUAUCAGAUUGUAUUCGAGGGCACUAUAAGCAAUGGACAUUCAGGAGAGAUUGCCAUCGAUGGUGUCCGGAUAGGCACUGAUUCCUCUUUGGAGAACUGCAUGGAACCCAUUGCAGCUUUCCCUGGUGAACACACAUUUGAAAUUUCAGGGGGCACCCUUCUGCCAGGGAGCGAGCCCACAGUGGACACGGUGUCAGUGCAGCCCAUCCCAGCCUACUGGUAUUACGUUAUGGCCGCCGGAGGUGCUGUUCUGGUUCUGGUCUCCGUCGCGCUGGCCCUUGUGCUCCACUACCACCGGUUCCGCUAUGCGGCCAAGAAGAGUGAUCACUCCAUCACCUACAAAACCUCCCACUAUGCCAACGGGGCCCCUCUGGCUGUGGAGCCGACCUUAACAAUAAAACUAGAGCAAGAUCGCAGCUCGCAUUGCUGAGAAUGGAACAGGAACACAAUCCUUUUAAACAAACAAAAAAAACAGACUUCAGAUAUGUUGCCUCAAUUUUGCACUUUUCUCCUUGCCCAACAUAUAUGUGAACUCAAGAUAUCUCUUCCUCCCAACCCCUUGUUCUUUGACAAACUCUUAAACUAUAAUGCUGCAUCUUGGAAGAGACUCAGUUCCCCCAUCUCUUUGAAAGUGAAUGCUCCUUUAUUUUUAUUUUCAAAGACUUGAUUUUGGGUUUUAUCCAGUAGACACCUUGCAAGGAAACUCAAGGGCAAGUCAUGAGGGGUAUGCAAGAGAAUAGGUGUGUGCGCUUGUAUAUCUAUAUCUAUAUGUAUGUAAGUGUGCAUGUGUGUGAUACUGGCUGGAUGGCUCCCUGGAAAGAUUAUUUAGGACUUGCGUGUACCAUUCUGGCUUUCUUCCUGGAAUACCUUUUUAAAGCCGAAGACACUGAUUUGUUUCCUUGGCGAAGUGAACAAUGUUUUUUGUUGCCUUAGCUAGCUCUGGCUGGGUUUAUGACUGAGAUCCUUUAAGAAUGUCAGCUGGGUCAGGCUGGUGAAAAAAGGAAAGGCUUGGCCCAAGACAAAUUAAGCAUGGCAAGCCAAAAAGGGAAAGGAAGAAUCACUGUGGAGAAUGGGAAGAACCCAGAAAGGCUUGGUGAUGGUCAAAACUCAGAGCGUGCAGUGUUGCGUUCCUGGACAUCAAGAAAACAUAGCCAUUGUUUUGGUAGUGGAAUUAAUCCCUCAACAAAACAAAUCUUUUUGAAGUUGCCUUAUAAAAAAGAGAAGCUCAUAAUGAAUGUUCAGUUUAUCUGCUAAACCCAGCCUUAGAGUAAUGCAUAGAUAUCAGUACCUCUAAGGAUUUGGAAAAUGUAGCUCCAUAAAUUGGAGGUUUAUUUAAUUUGAUUAGUGAACCUCACUCCUAGUGAUACUUAGGGUUUUUUGUUUUUGUUUUUGUUUUGUUUUUUUGGUGAGAGUAAGGAUUUUUUUUCCCCUUGUAUUUUACUAAUAAUUUGCAAAAGACAAAGAACAGUUUUUUCUGUUUUCUCUCUCCAAGUUCACAUUAGUGGCUGAUUGACACAGUCUGCAUUUGUUGUCAUGUUGCUUCUUAAGAUGUUGGUAGUAGCAUCUGUCAGCUAAAGCUCCCAGAAUAAGGGCCUACUAAGAUCCAGAUAUCUUUGCAUCUUUUAAUGAAAGAGGCAUAAAGGAAUUCUCAGUAAGACUCUCUUUAUUGAUUUGCUCUGAAGUAAUGCGAUGGAAAUGCCUUAUAUGGACUAACACAUUACAAUACACAAAGGUGGUUGGAAUUGUUCCAUCAGAUAUAUUUUCAAGCAAAAUACAUCUCCAUGGAAUGCUAUUUUCCAACAGUUUUUGCUUUUUUGAAAAACAUCCAGUCAUGACUAAUUGUUGCUACAUCUUCCUUCAAACUGCCAUUCAUCCUUUUGCCUUCACGGAAACAGAAAUAUAUAGCAGUAAUAUUAUUGUACUGGGGGUUUAAGACUGUGGGAGUGUUCCCCUGGGGGUACCCUCAAGAAAUUGAUGAGACUUGUGCAAUAAAACUGGUGCUCCCUUGAACAAUUCCCACUGAUUGAAUUGUGCAAGACAGAUUCCAAACAAAUGGACUCCCACAUUUACGUGAGGUUAGCAAAGGUCACGAAAGCAGCUGGGGAUCCUCUGUCAGAGGCACGCUUUAUCUAGAGAUGUCUGUCAUAUCCUUCCACCCUGUGUUAUUCAGGUAGCCUGCUCUCGUGCAUGUAGCAAAUGGAUUCUGCCAAGGUGCUUGCUUAAGCUGGGGUAAUGCCACACAGUGCUGUUUAAUGCAGAAAUUGUUCUUGAAAGUGCAUAGUGGGGGAAAAAAGGAGGGCGUGUGCUGAUAGGAGGGACGUGUGAGAGCAAAAGGUGAUCACACAUCUGUUAUCUCAAAAUGGGGAGGGAGUGGACAUUCUUCAAGGAGGGCCAUGGAACAAGGAAAGCUCAUAUUUCAGAAAAUAUUCAUUAUCACCUCUUAAGAUGGGCUUGCUCUUUUUUGGUUUUUAGUCCUUUGGUUUUGUAGGCCCCAGGAAAACUUCUUCUAGAAUGGAAGUCAUAUGUUAGCAAGUAUCUUGACUUUCUGUAACUGUGGUACUUGUCAUAGGAAAUCCCCAAUGCAAAAUAAUGGUCUGUUUAAAUUGUACCCUCCCAUUGGUUUUCUUGAUUUUGCACUCCCCCCCCCCCCCCCCCUCAGCAAUAUAUCCAAGAGUAUUCUAUAUUUCACCUUGAGUAACAUAUACUCAGUCUGGAUGUAUUUAACCUGAUUGGGAUACCCCAUUUUUAAAAAUUCACCAAAGAUUCACCUGCCCACCCCAAAUUCUUACCAUCACCUUUCACUCCUCCCCCUACAGCUGUGACACUGUCAGCAUCACUCAGUUGCCUGUGUGUGAAAAUAUCUUGUGGAAUUUUGAAAUUCUUGACAAUGUAUU